Molecule: messenger RNA, 3442 nt
Organism: Rana temporaria (common frog)
Lineage: Eukaryota; Metazoa; Chordata; Amphibia; Anura; Ranidae
Gene: LDLRAP1
Product: low density lipoprotein receptor adaptor protein 1
Exons: 11
Coding region: 121-1053 (310 amino acids)
Cellular component (GO): early endosome
Source: RefSeq, a predicted model, not a curated record
CAGACGUGAUCAUUCAUCGACGCCUCUGCCAAAGAAGGUGGGAGGGGAGAAAAGGGAGAGGAAAGUUUUGGUGAGCUGGGAAAAGUUGGAGCCGGGGGCUGUGGUCGCUGGCCGGGGAAGAUGGACGCACUCAAGUCUGCGGGACGGGCGAUUAUUAGGAGCCCCAGUCUGGCCAAGCAGUCAUGGGGAAGCAGCAAGCAUAAAAAGCUUCCAGAAAAUUGGACUGAUACCAGAGAAACGUUGUUGGAAGGAAUGUUGUUUCACAUAAAGUAUUUGGGUAUGACCUUGGUAGAACAACCGAAAGGGGAAGAAUUAUCUGCAUCUGCAGUGAAGAGGAUUGUAGCAACAGCCAAAGCAGGCGGUAAGAAGCUACAAAAGGUUCUUCUAAAAGUUACUCCUAGAGGAAUAAUUCUUUAUGACAGUAUCACAAACCAACUAAUUGAGAAUGUGUCAAUUUACAGGAUAUCAUAUUGCACAGCUGAUAAGCUACAUGAUAAAGUUUUUGCCUACAUUGCUCAGAGCCAGCAGAAUGAAACCUUGGAAUGCCAUGCAUUUCUCUGCGCAAAACGAAAAAUGGCCCAAGCUGUUACAUUAACGGUAGCUCAAGCUUUUAAGGUGGCUUUUGAGUUUUGGCAAGUAUCUCGGGAUAAUAAGGAAAAACGAGAAAAGUCAGGCUCUGACGGUUGUGAAGCGGCAAGUAGCUCUCAGUCAGAAAGUUCUGCAACUUUGACAUGCAUUAAAGGAAGUGCUGCAAGUAAUCUUUUGGAACUAGAUGAAGCGAACAAAGCUUUGGAUAUAUUGAAUGCCAGAGACAAUCACUUUGAAGUUCUGUUUCAACAAGAUGCUGCUAGUGAAAACAACAACAUUGUAUGGGAACUAGAUGAUGGGCUAGAUGAGGCUUUCUCAAGACUGGCGGAGUCUCGUACUAAUCCUCAGGUUCUUGAUAUUGGGCUGACGGCAAAUGAUCUUCAAAGUGAAGACUGCUUGUCUCCUUGCAACUGGGACCGAACGGAGCUGAGUCCAGCAGAUGGAGAUGAACUGUUUAUGUUCUGACGUUUGUAAAGCACUCUGACAGUUUUCAGUGCAAUAGUCCCAAAAAAGAUCUUAUCACACUUCACUGAAAAUGAAAUGCAGUCAAGUGGGACCCCUAAAACCAAAGUUUUAACAUGUACUUUAGAUAUUUUUGUCAUACAAGAAGAGAAAAUGUCCGCAAAUAUUUUAUUACCAGCGUGCUACAGCUUGCUUAUUCUGGAGCAACUUCAGAACAUUUCAUUCAAAAAAUACCCAAAGUGUUUUUCCUCUUAGAAAUGUUCUUCAGUUUUUGUUACAAAAUUGUGUUAUCAGUAUUUUUCCAAUAUAGCUGUUGCAGCACACCAUGGUGGAUUUAGAACACUGCUUACUCCAGUUUUUUCUAUACUGGGAAAUAUAUGCAUCACCGUUUUUGGUAUUUAUUGUAUUCAGUCCUGUGUGGUAACCAUUAUGGCAGCAAGUCUGAAUAUGGCUUUCUACAGACUGUGUUUUUCACAGCAUGCUAACUUAUUUGUUCUCAAUCUCACACCUUCCCUGGCAAAGUGUCAGAAUCCUGAUAGUGGAGUAUAAAAACCACCCCCCCCCCCCUUCCUUGAUGGAAGAAUAUUCCUGUUUACUGGAUAUCUGGCCAGUUAUCAUCCAGGUCCCUAACUGAGCUGUUGUAUGUACUGGCCUUUAUAUUGGCUAAAGCCUCAAUUCAUUUAUCAAGUUCAUUGAAAUGUGAGGCCUCAAGGUAUCUCGCUUCCAUUUCUUGUAUAUAUGGUCAGUCUCGGUAUAUUUCAGUGUUUUGACACUUACAAUUUCGCACUUAACUUGGCUCUGCACUUUCAUUUUUACUGAAAGGUUAAAAUACCCUUUUUGUGUCCCUGUUGCCUAUUGUGGGCUAGUGUGAGACGGCUCCAUUUAAUUUUUCUCUAAAAUAUUCAUGAUUGCAUGGAAGGCGUGGAGAGACUGUCAACCAUGAAUGGGCGAUUCCUAUAUUGUAUCAUUUAUACAAGUAAAUACUACACGGUUAUAUUUAAUAACCGUACACAAAAUCCCAUCGGUAACUCGGAGCACCUAACUAGAUAUCCUUUAUCUGUGUGGGGUGUUAAAUGGACAGCAACUGAUUUCUAAUUGGUUGCUAGCAGUCACUGUACAAAGCUGCUUGUGUACAGAACUAUAGUGCUUAACUGUGAUGGCAGUAGUGAUUGGCCCAAAAACUCAACUACUUUUUUUUACGUAACUGGAACUACCCACCAAAACACUUGGGAAAUUUCUUAAAUGGUGGAGGGUUUUGAUCAUAUUUUUAACCACUACUGUCUUAAAAAGGCUCACACAUUUUACACUUAUUUAUUAUUUUUUAAAUGUCGGGUAACCUUGGUGGUUUCCAGUAUGGCGACUGACUGGUAUGCAAUAUGUUACGGUUUACAAGGUCGAAUUGCUUCUCAUUAUGCUUAAAACAUUUAAUACAAAUCCUUAAAUGCAGAUGACAGUUGAUGGAGUUUUUUUUUUUUUUUUGUCUUUUUAUUUUGUUGAAAUGAGCGAUUUAUAAUGUAAAAGUAUAUGCAGUAUUUUGAAAAUGUGCUUUGUAUUGCUUUUUUUUUUUUUUUUUUUUUGUAUGCGUUGUAAUAUUUUAUUAAUACCUAUACUAUAGACAAUCAUCUUGUUUGAAUGGUCCGCUCUGGAGAAAAGUGGAAAAAUGUAAUGUUAUUGCAUUUUAUAAUUUCAUAAAGCUCUUGAUCUGGCCCUGCAAAAAACUGUGUGGGGGGCUCUUCAUCUAAAUCUCCACUUUUUAUAGGCUGCAUUGUCCUUGUUCCAUAAUAUGCCAAAUAUGUGCUUUUUUCGGCCUCUGAAUGCAACCCAUUCCAUAGAGAUGCUAGAAACCUUACUGGCAGCUAGAACUGGCAAAAUCAAAUGAUUUUAUAAAAUUAUGUGGUGAUCAGUUAUGAAUUCUAUUUCUUCAGAUAAUUUUAGUUGCACAAUAUGUUGAUGGAACUAGGAAAGGCCUAAUUGUAGCAUUUGCAUAUUCCCCCUCCACACCCUUAAGGUCAGUGGUCUGUCUGCAUUUCACUAUAGCAAUUUUUGGAGCCAGAUAACCAAUCCUGUGUAAAACAAUUUUUUUUUUAUAUAAUAUAAAAAAAUGAUGUGUACAGACCUAUCUAGCAAUGACAUGUUCUACAAGUUGUAUCCCAAAUGAUAUUGCUAAUAAAUAUUGUAGCAAUCGAUAUUGCUGCAACGAGUGAAAAAACAAUUGUAUAGCCUGCUUCUGCCAAACAACUUUAUUGAAAUGGUGUGCCUUUUGUGGGUUUAGAUGCAUAAAGCUUUACUGGUUAAUGCAGUGUACAUGAAAAAUAUUUUAAUAGCGUUAUCUUCAGAUGCACUGUAAAUGCUUUCCAAACCAAAAUUAAAACUUUGGUUUAAUGCACAUUAA